This is a messenger RNA of Chanos chanos (milkfish), 4668 nucleotides long. It is a transcript of the gene ldlra, whose product is annotated as low density lipoprotein receptor a. Bases 174 to 2822 code for a protein of 882 amino acids. Gene Ontology annotation, biological process: receptor-mediated endocytosis. Gene Ontology annotation, molecular function: calcium ion binding; protein binding; hormone binding. The transcript is spliced from 18 exons. NCBI's taxonomy places the organism in Eukaryota, Metazoa, Chordata, Actinopteri, Gonorynchiformes, Chanidae. Gene Ontology annotation, cellular component: apical plasma membrane; plasma membrane; signaling receptor complex. The record is from RefSeq and is a predicted model, not a curated record.
UUAAUACCGGCAUCUUCGUUUACAGUAGAACAUACGUAUCCGCGACUCCAGCACUACACGACUAGGGAGAUAAACUGUUGCCUUGUAAUUUACUUUAAGACCUUCCAAAACAAUACCUUAAAGUUCCUCCUUUACAAGUGUAAACAUAACAGAGUAAACGAGGCAACGUGGAGAUGCUGUUGACAGUUCGUUUGCAACUAAGGGUGAAACCGUUGUUUGCGCUCUUAAUUGCUUUCAUAUUCAUCCCGGUUCAAAUAGAAGCUGGAACUUGUGACCCCAGGUUUUUCCAGUGCGGCAAUGGGAAAUGUAUCACCAUGAGAUGGGUGUGUGAUGACACAGAUGACUGUGGGGAUGGUACAGAUGAGCUUCCUGCUUCAUGCCUGGCCAGGACAUGCAGGCCCAACCAGUUCAGCUGUGGUGGGCGUCUCAACCAGUGUAUCCCCAACAGCUGGCGUUGCGAUGGCCAAUCUGACUGUCAGAACAGCACAGACGAAGAGGGCUGUGCUCCCGCGCCAUGCACAGCCAAUGAGUUCCGUUGCGGCAAUGGCCGGUGUGUGUCGGCGUCAUUCGUUUGCGACGAAGAGUCAGACUGCGGUGACGGCAGCGAUGAAGCCUCCUGUCCAGCCACCACCUGUGGCCCCUACUCCUUCCAGUGUAACAACACGGUAUGCAUACCACGCCUGUGGGCGUGCGAUGGUGACGUGGACUGCGCCGACGGCUCGGACGAGUGGCCGGUGAACUGCGGCCACCGUCCCAGUCAGGUCACCACCAAGCCCUGCUCCCCCCUGGAGUUCCACUGCGGCAGUGGGGAAUGCAUCCACAACAGUUGGAAAUGCGACGGUGGUGCCGACUGUCUGGACCGUUCGGAUGAGAAAGACUGUCCGAAGCCCACAUGUAGGCCUGACGAGUUUCAGUGCGGGGACGGCUCCUGUAUCCAUGGUAGUCGGCAGUGUAAUCACGUGUACGACUGCAAGGACAUGAGUGACGAGCUGGGCUGUGUUAACGCCACCCAUUGCGAUCCACCCUCAAGGUUUAAAUGCCGUAGUGGGGAAUGCAUCAGUAUGGAGAAAGUGUGCAAUAAGCAACGUGACUGCAGAGACUGGUCCGAUGAGCCCCUCCGUGAGUGUGAUUCCAAUGAAUGCUUGUACAACAAUGGAGGCUGCUCCCACAUCUGUAACGAUCUGAAAAUCGGCUAUGAAUGUUUGUGCCCGAUCGGUUUCCGCUUAGUGGACAAGAAACGUUGUGAAGACAUCAAUGAGUGUGAAAACCCAGAUAUCUGCAGCCAGAUCUGUGUGAACCAAGUGGGCAGCUACAAAUGUGAGUGUGAAGAAGGCUACCAGAUGGACCCUGCUACCAAGUCCUGUAAAGCCAUUGGGACCAUUGCCUACCUGUUUUUCACCAACCGUCAUGAGGUGAGGAAGAUGACGCUAGACCGCAGCGAGUACACCCGUGUCAUCCCUCGUCUGAAGAACGUGGUGGCGCUGGACAUGAACAUCGCUAGCAAGGAGAUCUACUGGUCAGACCUGACCCACAAGAAGAUCUACAGAGCCCCUAUGGACACGGCCGCAGACUUCUCCAAGCACAGAGUUGUGAUCGACAGCGGUGUGGAUGCACCCGAGGGCAUUGCGGUGGACUGGAUCCACGGCAACAUCUACUGGACGGACAGCUUGCGUGGCACUAUCUCGGUGGCAACAGCGGAUGGAAGCCGUCGAAAGACACUCUUCAGAGAGGACCUGGCCAAGCCCCGAGCUAUCGUAGUGGACCCAAUUAAGAACUUCAUGUACUGGACUGACUGGGGCACACCAGCCAAGAUUGAACGCGGAGGUCUUAACGGAGUGGACCGCAGUGCUCUGGUGACUGAUGACAUCGUGUGGCCCAAUGGAAUAACCCUUGACCUGUUGAACCAGCGGUUGUACUGGGUGGACUCAAAGUUGCACACCCUGUCCAGUAUUGAUGUUCAGGGAGGCAGUCGUCGGACACUCAUCAUAGACCAGGGCAGACUGGCCCACCCUUUGGGUCUCACUGUCUUUGAGGAGAGAGUGUUCUGGACGGAUGUAAGCAACAAUGCCAUCCUGAGUGCCAACCGUGUGACAGGAGGUGACAUUACUCCAGUGGCUGAACAUCUGGCCUCCCCUGAGGACAUUGUAUUAUUCCACAACCUCAAACAGCCACCUGGUAUGAACUGGUGCAAGAUAAGCAACGGUGGAUGUGAGUUCCUGUGUCUGGCUGCUCCCCAGGUCAGCAAAUAUUCACCCAAGUAUACCUGUGCCUGCCCUGACGGCAUGGUUUUGGCCAAAGAUAUGAGGAAAUGUGUGCCAGCACCACCCACUGCCCCUCCUGUCGUGCCUGAACCUGCUGCUACCGCUCGACCUCCUGCUCAAGCAACCACUAAACCAAAACCUGCUGUCACGGCCUCCACCAAAGCUCCACCUGCUGCCAUCACCACCACAACCGCUAUGCCUUUGCCACGUAGCCAACCCACCCAGCCAGGCAAGACAAAGAUCACUCCGAGCACCACCCAGCCUCCGGCCACUUCCCAGAGAGACAACCCCGAUAGCUUUGCCGCUGCAAACCCUGGAACAGCCCCAUCAACUCCACUAGCUCUCUACAUCGUAUUACCCCUGGUGGCCCUGUGUUUGGUUGCAUUUGGAGCUGCAUUGCUGUGGAGAAAAUGGAGACUAAAAAACACCAACACAAUUCACUUCGACAACCCUGUUUACCAAAAGACCACUGAAGACCAGGUGCACAUAUGUAGGAACAGCCCAGAUGGGUACAUCUACCCUGCGCGACAGAUUGUUAGCCUUGACGAUGAGUUGCCCUGAGCUCCACACUUGAAUUUGCUGCUAACAGAGACAUUGUGUCAUGUACGGAUGAGAGCCAUAAUUUAUGCUACGAACUUGAAGAUCCGAUUUGUUUUUCCUCACGGCUGCAACAAAAACAACGUUCCAAAGAUGGGCUUCGUCAACACCAACCCACUUUAUUCUCUGAGACAAAAGACGCUUCUUGAGGAAAGAGUCGAACAGUGUGUCCGUCCGCAACUCUGAAUGUGAGUCACGCAAAGACAAAGAACAAAAGAAACCUCAGACAACGUGAACCUCUCGACCAUAAAGGCUGCUUGGUACUUCUCAGAAUUUCAUCGUUUUAGUCUUUUAGUCCUAAAUAAAACUUUAACUAUUUUGGCACCAUGGUUACAGCAACUCAAUACAAAAUGGCCAAGGCAAUGGCAACAUUAAAAAAAGGAAAAAAAAAGGCAGAACCACGUGUUUGUGAGAGUGUCAGGUGUUUGAAACAAUACACACAACAUGUGCCUGCAAAACUCUGAACGUCCCUUGAUAUACAAGAGCAAUUUUGUUUUUGUUACAGUGUUCCCUGAGAUGUUUUAAAUAGAGUAAUGAUAUACCAGAGGGUAGGAAUUGUAGGAAAUUGUGUGAGUACCACUCCUUACAUGCAGCUAAUCCUCUUUUAAGGGACUGAACAAUAGUUUCAGGACAUAGACCUUACCAGUGGUCAGCGAUUUCUGUUUAACAGCAGACAGAAACUGUUCAAAGUGCCUAACCUAUAAAGUGUUACCCAAUGGGACCGGAGGGUAUUACAAGAAGUUCUAGUCGAAUGUUUAUACAUAUGUACCCAUACUUUGAUGGUUUACACUUUUGAGUGAGAAAAUUUCACUCCCCCUCCCCCCACAAUAAUAUUACACCUAGUGUUUCACCUAAUGUGCCAAGGUUUUGAUUAAAGUACCCACACUGUAAAGAUGUCCCUAAGUACUUCAGUAACACAAAGUAUAGUUAAGUAUUUGUAUGUAAUGUCAUCACUUGAUAAUGUCACAUAUUCAGUGUGCCUUUACAGGAAGUACUGUUGCCUCGGAAACCCUAAUUGUUUUGUUUGUAAUUGUUUUGGGGGUUUUUUCUGGUUUUUUUGUUUUGUUUUGUUUUGUUUUGUUUGGGGUUUUUUUUGUCAAAAAGAAUGAGGUUCAAAGUAACAGCUCUCCUGUGUGCUAGCUAACAUACUCAGGUGUUUCUGUGGAUUUAAACCAUGGUCCCUGCUUUUUUUGGCUCCUUCUGCUUUUCUGAUUUAGCUCAGUGAUAAAGAGAUCUGUGUGUUUAAGACAAGAGCAAAGAGUGAAAAUAUUACAAGCUUCAGUUGGACGGAGGACAACAGGAGGGGGAGGAAAGGGGAUUGUUCCAGAAACCUGUUUUGAUUGGAUGUCCUUUGGAUCCAUAGGGAAAGGGCAUUUCUGGGGAAAAAGGUUUAUGUUUGUUUGCCGUCACUGAGAAUUUUGUUCGAGUGACGUGGAAAAACUGAUUAGCUGAACAGAUCAGGUGCAAAAGGAACUCAUCAUGUCCACCUAACGGUAGUUAAAGAUAUCAUUAUGAAUAUGUAAAUACUUUAUUUGUAAAUGUAAAUAUAUUUUUUUGUUCAUUUGGGCACCAGUUUCCCUAGCUUGUACAUUUUCAAAGGUCUGUACAUAAACUAAUACCUUUAUUUAUUGUAGAAUCCACACGAAUUGAUCGACAGUUGAUAUCAUAUCCUGUUGUGUUUGUUUGAUAUGAUCAGAUUUGUAAUGUAGUUAUACACAAACCACUUAACACUUUCUGUGGAAUAGUAUUCAACAAUUGUUUUGAAUGUGAACACAAAUAAAAUCAAUCCUUUGAAUACUUUUUAAUUGGG